CGGAGCCACAGCAGAGGGGUUCAAGAGCCAUGUGCGGCUCCAGAGCCGCGGUUGCCAAUCCCUGGUCUAGGGACUCUGGAAUACAAGCCGCCAACUCCCAGAGAGUGAAUGACCAGAGUGAGUGAACAGGGAGAGCAAACAGGAACUUGGUGGUAGAUCUGUAAUGGAUGAGGAGACAAAGGUAGAGGCAAAGGGAUAUGGGGCCUGGAUUAGCCAAGCAGUAGCCUCUUCCUAGGGCCCAUGUGCUCCUGAUAGCUGCAACUGAAAGGGAGUGACCUGAUUACUAGCAGCAGCUGUGUGAUGGAGAGAUGCAUUCUGGUUCAUGACUCCUAGAUUAGCUGAAGCUGCCCCAGCUGGUCUAGGGACUCUGGGAUACAAGAAGCCAAGCCUGCAAAGAACAAGUGAUCAGAGUGAGUGAACAGAGAGACCAAACAGGAGUUUGGUGGGGGAGACCUCUAACUUUUUUUCUUUUUUUCCCCUUAGUUCCCUCCCAACCCUUUGUUUUCUACCUUUUAACACAUUUCCAUUUACUGGUAGGACUGUGAUGUUAACCUUCAGGGAAAACAGGAGAUAACACUGGUUGUCACAAACAGGUUCAGAAAGGUAGAAUCAAAAAGGUUACAAAGAAUGGAAAAGACUCCCCAGUGGUGGUGACCUGCAGUGCCUGUGCUAUGUUUAUUUUCUUGCCUGAUGUCAGUGUGGCAUACAAGUACAAGCUGGUAGAAGAAAAGGUGAGAGUACUAGAGCAGAAAGUGCCCACCCUCAAGGUAAUAAAAGAGGAGUUUUAGGCAGAGCAGUGGAACUGCAACAACCUUUAGUGGAAUACAAAAGCUAGAAGUAGAACAGCAAGCUGAGACGGAAGAGGAGAAUCCUGAGGAAAGGGAGAAUGAGGGAGAAACUCCAUGGAAAGUGGUGACAGGUGCAGAAGAACUAGAAGACAUUCUACACCAGUGGACACAGUGGAACAAUCGAACUGCUUUCAGUUACUUGAGGAUGAGACUGGAAAGCAGCCUGCUGUGGAAGAGCUGCAUGACAUCUCAUACAACACUGAACAAGAAGCUAAAGGUCAACAAGUUGUAUUCAAGUGCCUUGGUGAAGGAAUUCUUGAGAAGGCCUUUCAGGGAUAUAAUGCUUGCAUUUUUGCCUAUGGACAAACAGGCUCAGGAAAAUCCUUCUCAAUGAUGGGCAAUGCAGAGCAGCUGGGUCUCAUCCCACGCCUCUGCUGUGCUUUAUUUCAAAGAAUCACUGUAGAAGAAAAUGAUUUGCAUACUUUUAAAGUGGAAGUGUCCUAUAUGGAAAUCUAUAACGAGAAGGUCAGAGAUUUGCUGGACCCUAAAGGGAGUCGACAGUCUCUCAAAGUUCGUGAGCACAAAGUUUUGGGUCCAUAUGUAGAUGGCUUGUCUCAACUUGCUGUCACUAGCUUUGAGGAUAUUGAAUCAUUGAUGUCAGAGGGAAACAAGUCCCGAACUGUUGCAGCAACCAACAUGAAUGAAGAAAGCAGCCGCUCCCAUGCUGUUUUUAAUAUUGUAGUCACUCAGACACUUUAUGAUCUACAGACUGGUAAUUCUGGAGAGAAAGUGAGCAAAGUGAGCCUGGUAGAUUUGGCUGGUAGUGAAAGAGUAUCUAAAACCGGAGCAGCAGGAGAACGUCUGAAGGAAGGCAGCAAUAUAAACAAGUCACUCUCAACACUAGGUUUGGUUAUCUCAUCACUUGCAGACCAAGCAGCAGGAAAGGGGAAAAACAAAUUUGUGCCUUACAGAGACUCUGUACUCACAUGGCUCCUCAAGGACAACUUGGGAGGAAAUAGCCAAACAGCUAUGAUAGCAACAAUCAGUCCAGCAGCUGAUAAUUAUGAAGAAACUCUCUCUACACUGAGAUAUGCAGACAGAGCUAAAAGGAUUGUUAAUCAUGCUAUAGUGAAUGAAGAUCCAAAUGCCAGAGUCAUAAGAGAACUCCGUGAAGAAGUAGAGAAACUGAAAGAGCAACUUUCUCAGGCAGAGGCUAUGAAGGCACCAGAGUUAAAAGAAAAAUUAGAGGAGUCUGAAAAGCUUAUAAAGGAACUGACUGUCACCUGGGAGGAGAAGUUAAGAAAAACAGAAGAAAUUGCACAGGAAAGACAAAAGCAACUAGAGAGUAUGGGCAUUUCUCUUGAAAUGUCAGGCAUCAAGGUCAGAGAAGACAAGUGCUAUCUAGUGAAUCUUAAUGCAGAUCCUGCUCUCAAUGAAUUACUUGUUUAUUAUUUAAAGGAUCAUACUAGAAUUGGUGCAGAUACCUCACAGGAUAUUCAGCUGUUUGGAAUAGGGAUCCAGCCAGAGCAUUGUGAGAUAGAUAUUGCACAGGAUGGAGAAGUUUCUCUCUCACCAAAAGAAAAUGCAAGAUCCUGCGUAAAUGGAACAUUGGUCUGUUCUAUCACCCAACUGUGGCAUGGAGAUAGAAUCUUAUGGGGAAACAACCACUUUUUUAGAAUUAAUCUACCUAAAAGAAAGCGACGAGAUUGGUUGAAAGACUCUGAAAAAGAGAUGCUGUCAGCAGAACAUGAUCUAGAUGCAACUAGUGAAGCUUCUUCAGAACCAGACUAUAACUAUGAAUUUGCACAGAUGGAAGUUAUAAUGAAAACACUGAAUAGCAAUGAUCCAGUACAAAAUGUGGUCCAAGUCUUGGAGAAACAAUACUUAGAAGAGAAACGUAGUGCUUUGGAAGAGCAGCGAAUGAUGUAUGAGCGUGAGCUGGAACAACUCCGACAGCAGCUUUCACCAGAAAGACGAUAUCAGCAUUGUAGUGACAGGCUUGCAGAUGCUGGCCAGACUGCUCAACAGAAAGUGAAGCUCUGGUCAGAAGAGAGGGAUGAAUUAUUCCGGCAGAGCCUGGCAAAACUAAGAGAACAGAUAGUUAAAGCCAAUACGCUAGUGAGGGAAGCAAACUUCUUGGCUGAAGAGAUGAGUAAGCUAACAGAUUAUCAGGUCACACUACAAAUCCCUGCUGCUAACCUGAGUGCCAACAAGAAGAGAGGUGCAAUAGUAAGUGAACCAGCUAUUCAAGUACGAAGAAAAGGAAAAGGAACUCAAGUAUGGACCAUUGAGAAGCUAGAGAACAAAUUAAUUGACAUGAGAGAUCUGUAUCAAGAAUGGAAAGAGAGAGCCCAUGAGAUAAAGCGACUCACUGGAAAAAGAGGUGAUCCUUUCUAUGAAGCACAAGAAAAUCACAAUUUAAUUGGUGUAGCAAAUGUCUUUUUGGAGUGCCUUUUCUGUGAUGUUAAACUUCAGUAUGCAGUGCCAAUAAUUAGCCAACAGGGAGAGGUUGCAGGGCGUCUGCAUGUUGAAGUGAUGCGUGUCACUGGUGUUGUCCCAGAACGUGUAGCAGAAGGAGAUGACUCUUCUGAAAACUCCAGUGAAAGUGGAAGUUUAGAAAUCAUGGACAACAAUGGAGACAUUAUCCACAGGCCAAAAAAGCUCACUUGCAGGGUAAAAAUUAAAGAAGCAACAGGGCUACCACUGAAUCUCUCAAACUUUGUCUUUUGUCAAUAUACCUUCUGGGAUCAAUGUGAGUCAACUGUUGCAGCACCAGUAGUAGAUCCAGAUGUGCCUUCACCUCUGAGCAAGGAUGCUCAAUUUACUGUUACUUUCUCUCAUUGUAGGGAUUAUGUGGUGAAUGUAACAGAAGAAUUUCUGGAGUUCAUUGCAGAUGGUGCACUUGCUAUUGAGGUGUGGGGUCACCGAUGUGCUGGAAAUGGCAGUUCUGUUUGGGAGGUGGAUUCUCUUCAUGCAAAAAACAGGACUUUGAGAGACAGGUGGAAUGAAGUAACACGUCGAAUAGAAAUGUGGGUUUCGAUUCAAGAACUCAAUGAAAUGGGGGAUUAUACAGCUGUAGAACUCCAUCAGGCAAAGGAUGUAAACACAGGGGGAAUUUUCCAGCUCAGACAGGGUCAUUCUCGUAGAGUUCAGGUAACAGUUAAACCAGUACAGCAUUCAGGAACCUUACCACUUAUGGUAGAAGCCAUUCUUUCUGUCUCCAUUGGCUGUGUGACUGCCAGAUCAACCAAAUUGCAACGGGGCUUGGACAGUUACCAGAGAGGAGGAGGAGAUGAUGGUGGUGAUAUGGAUAGUUAUCAGGAGGAAGACUUAAAUUGUGUGAGAGAGAGAUGGUCAGAGGCACUAAUAAAACGCAGAGAAUACCUAGAUGAACAGAUUAAAAAAAUCAGCAAUAAACAAGAGAAAACUGAAGAUGACAUAGAAAGAGAAGCACGACUUGUAGAACAAUGGGUUGGAUUAACAGAAGAGAGAAAUGCUGUACUGGUUCCAGCACCAGACAGUGGGAUCCCAGGUGCUCCUGCAAAUUGGAUCCCACCUUCUGGAAUGGAAACGCACAUUCCUGUACUUUUCCUUGAUUUGAAUGCUGAUGACCUCAGUGCGAAUGAACAACUUAUAGGUCCACAUGCAUCAGGAGUUAAUUCAAUACUACCAAAGGAGCAUGGAAGUCAGUUUUUUUAUCUGCCAAUCAUAAAACACAGUAAGGAUGAGGUUUCAGCCACCGCUUCCUGGGACUCUUCUGUGCAUGAUUCCAUGCACUUGAAUAGGGUAACACCUCAGAAUGAGAGAAUCUACUUGAUUGUGAAAGUUACAGUCCAACUCAGCCAUCCUGCAGCAAUGGAACUAGUGUUACGUAAAAGGAUUGCUACAAAUAUUUACAAUAAACAGAGUUUUACCCAGAGUCUUAAACGAAGGAUAUCCCUGAAGAAUAUAUGGUAUGCUUGUGGCGUGACCUAUGAAAUAGUAUCAAAUAUACCAAAGGCUACAGAAGAAAUUGAAGAUCGGGAGACUCUGGCUUUGAUGGCAGCCAAGAAUGAAAAUGAGGGUACAUCUGAUGGUGAAACAUAUAUAGAAAAGUAUACACGUGGAGUGUUGCAGGUGGAAAAUAUUUUGAGCCUUGAACGACUCAGACAGGCAGUUACAGUCAAAGAAGCUCUUUCUACUAAAACUCGACACAUACAGAGGAGUAUUAGCACACCAAACGUUCACAAUGUGUCCUCUAGUCGGUUAGAUCUUUCUGGCUGUGAUGAAGAUAAGGGUUGGUCAGAAGGUCAUCUAGAGGUAUUAGAUUGUUCUUCAAGUUAUCAAGAUGUAUCAUGUUAUGGCACUUUACCCAGGGAUUCACCUCGCAGAAAUAAAGAUGCUGGUGGUUAUGUAUCAGAGAAUCCACAGGCGUCAACUGUUAGCCCAUUUAAAGCAUUUUCUCCACAACCACCCAAGUUUUUUAAACCCUUAAUGCCAGUAAAAGAAGAGAAUAAAAAGGCCUCUCUUGAAACUCGGCCUCUUCUAAGCAAAGAGAACAUUCCAUCAACUCAGGUACAUAAUGCUGGUUGUGUUGUACCCUCAGGAAGUAAAGCCAGUAGCAUGCCAGUAGAGCACAAUAGCAUGCAUGAGAAGAAGAUUCAAGACUCUGAGGAAGAAGAUGAGUUGGAGGCCAUUAACAAGAAGCCUUAUGUGCCUGAGGAAUUUGCUGACUUCAGUGUUUACAACGCUAGCCUGGAAAACAGGGAGUGGUUAUCCUCAAAAGGAGAUUUUGUAAACUCACGUGUACUUGACAAAGAAGUAUCUCGCAGCCCUACCACGAGCAGUAUUACUAGUGGCUACUUUUCCCACAGUGCCUCUAAUGCUACUUUGUCUGAUAUGCUUGUUCCUUUUAGUGAUAGCACAGACCAGUUAACUAGUCAGAUGAGGGAUUUGGACUCUACUGACCAUUCUGUAGUUCAUCUAACCCAUGAUUUAAAAUCUUCAAACACUGAGGCUUCAGAACCAGAAAAGGACUUGGCUAAACUUAAGAAAGCCAUGUCACCAGUCAAAGGAAACUGUGCCUUAACAAAAGAAAUGUCAAUGUCUGAAAGCACUGGCAGUGAUGCAACAAAGUUACAUUGUUCAGCUAAUAAAAGUAAAUGGCAUGGGGUUGAAUUCUCAUCUCGAGAAGCAACAGUUGAACACACUUCAAAUGUUUUUGAGGAUCAUGCAUUUACAGAAUUCAUGGGUGUUGGUGAUGGAAAAGAACUUGAACAUUCAGGAGGUCCACAGUUUUGUUCCAGUGGCUCUUCAAGUAGAAGAAAAAAGCUUUCAGUGGCUGGAAUGAACAGUGCCUCAGGUUUUUCAAAAAAUACUUAUGACCAGGACAGUCCUGUGAGCCAUUUGGAAUCUACACCAGUGGAAUAUCAGCUGUCAAACAGUACUGAAAACCCUUUGUUGUCUGUUGGAGUAAAUGAGGCUUCAUGUUGCCAGAUGUAUGCAGAUUCUUUCCUAACAGAUGACUUCACUGGAGAAAAUCACUUUAAUAUCUCUGGUUCUGAAAAUGUUACUUCUGAAGAGUACCCAAAUUGGGUUUCAGUGGGUGAACAAGUGUAUGUUGGUAGCAAUAAGACUGGUGUAGUAAGAUACAUUGGGCCUGUAGAUUUUUCAAAUGGUACCUGGGUUGGCAUUGAAUUACAUCUCCAGAUGGGGAAGCAUGAUGGAACUAUAAAAGGCAAAGAAUACUUCCGCUGCAAGCCGCAACACGGGAUAUUUGUUCGUCCUGAAUGGCUCUCUAAAGCACCAGCUCCAACAAAAAAAUGCAGCAGUACAUCACUAUCUCAGGUAUCAUCCAACUUGGAGAAGUGGAAGAGUUCAGUCCUUUUUCAGUCACCCUCUUUGAAAACGGGGGCAGGAACCCUCUGUGAAUCAGGAGAUGCAGCUGCUUCUGCUUUUUCCAGAAAACAGGAGAGCAGGAAAUCUUGGAUUAACUAAAACUGCAGUUUUUUUCUUGUUUUUUGCACUUGCUGCACACAUCACUGUGUGGAAACACUUUUUCAAAGUUACUGAAUGUCUGAAUUACUGACAUAAUUAUCUGAUUCUUUUAUAUGAGUGUGUGUGGAUGGGUGUGGGUGUGGACUGUGUAUUAUUUGCCUAUCUAAAGGCAAACAUGACUGCACACUAAAUUACCAUUGGGCUACAAUCCUAUACUCACCUGAGGUUAAGCCCCAUUAAACUCAGUAGGAUUUACUUCUGAGUAAGUGUGUAUAUGAUUGUACUGUUUGUAAAUAAAACUGUGAGGUACUUGACUAUUUGUUACUCAAAAAGUUGGAUCAUACUUUAAACAAAAUAUUUUAUUGUGUGGGAAGGUGAUGGGAUGUAAAUAUGUAUUGAGGGAAAAUCUACAGUAUGCUGUUAAUUACCAAAGAACUUGUAUCGGACAAAUACACUUGCUGUUUAUAUCUUGGUUUUUAUUGUAUAUGUUUAUUUUAACUGACAGCUUGGUGCCAUAUUUCUAGAGGCUAAUCAGAGGCACCAUGCUGCCUUAUAUUCUGUGUUUAAGAAGCACACUGAAGAGUAUUUUCUUGUUUUGUUUUCUUAUGGGUGUACCACUGUGCCGACUUCACAUUUAUUGAAACUGUAACAAUGCCUAAAGCUAGUAUGUUUGGCAUUUUUCAUGUGUAAACAGGCAAUCAGAUGCAAAAACAGUAUUACUGCAGAAGACAAGGCAGACAAAAUUUUUAACAAAUGGCUUUCUUUCAAAACGGGGACAAGAAACAAAGCAGCAGUAGCUAACAGCUACAAACAGUGCACUGUUUGUUGCAGGAUUUGACCAAGCUCAGAUAAAACAUUCUGAAGUGAUUUAAUCUGUAAAGUUAAGUUUUAAUUGUGAUUUUUAAGAUGCUUUGAAUUUGUGGGGAUCUAUUUUAUGUGUAGAUACUGUGCCAGAUAUUUGUAAAGUAGCAAAUGGAAAGAUAAUGGUCUGCUGUAUUCUUUAUUUUUUAGAACAUAAUUGAGAUAAUGGGACCUUACAGGCUGCUGCUGUUAAUGAUUUGUAUGUAUAGUAAGCUAACUCUUAGUAUUUGCAAUUACUGUAAAGAAGUGUAAUUUAUAUUCUAUUUCUGCUAUACUGUAUUUAAUUGGUACAGAAUAUUUGCAUCCUAGAAUACAAAUGAUUUACUUCUGAUUUUAAUUUUUGUGCCUAUUUGACUUCAUAUUCUGUAAAAUAAUACUUUAUUAGAUAUACUGUUUCAAUGGCAAAGCAGUACGGCUUUUUCACACAGAUUAGAAAGAACAUAUUAUAUAGUCUGUUUAGAGACUUUGAGUGUAUAAACUUGUUCCAGCAAAAUAGCUUUUAUUCUACUUCUAUAAUGACUACACUGUCAACAUAAUGUGGAGUAAACAGUAAUCUUGUUUAUUUGAAUGGGCCACUCAAUUAAAAUAAGCCAUGGUGAUUUAUUUACAUUGUGGCAUGUACAAGGCACAAUUUCCAUAAUCACUGUCCUGAUGCAGCUUUUUGUCAUCUGAACAAGAGUGACAUAGUCUGUUGGAAGGAGAAACAACCAUCUCACAACCCAUUGGCUGUUGUAGGAUUAUUGGAGGGUUGUUUCCCUGUCCAAUAAGCCAUGCUGCCUGACUUCAGAUGAAGUGGUGAGUUGCACCCAGUGUGUAUCAAGAUAUGGAUAAAUGGUGACUUAUAUUGAUCAUGUGAAUCAGCUCAUAGUGGCUUCAUCAACUGCGCUGAAGUACUUCAGCACUUAAGCAAACUGCUUUUUUCCAGAGGGUAGGUGUACAUGUACCAAGUAAAGCACAAAUGCACCACCCAUAAUACUAUAGUUUUUAUAUAGUGAUUCUUGAAAAUUUGUUCUUGGGAAAUGUUGAAAGUUGUGGUUAAAAUGAAAUAUAUUUUAAAUAAAUGUUUAAGGGUAUAAUCCUA
Molecule: messenger RNA, 8706 nt
Organism: Varanus komodoensis (Komodo dragon)
Lineage: Eukaryota; Metazoa; Chordata; Lepidosauria; Squamata; Varanidae
Gene: KIF13A
Product: kinesin family member 13A
Exons: 37
Coding region: 903-6764 (1953 amino acids)
Biological process (GO): microtubule-based movement; regulation of protein localization
Cellular component (GO): adherens junction
Molecular function (GO): microtubule binding; cell adhesion molecule binding; microtubule motor activity
Source: RefSeq, a predicted model, not a curated record